AUGCAGGACGAGAGAUUCAACGAUGAGUUGGCGAAGAUGGCAAUCAAGUGGCAGUUCAACUUAAGUCGAGCACCUUGGUGGGGUGGGCAGUAUGAAAGAUUGAUAGGUCUUAUCAAACAAGCGCUGUACAAAUCUAUCGGUAACGGUCAUCUCACUUGUACAGAGUUGGAAGAAGUGAUCUUGGACAUUGAGGUGGCUCUGAACAACCGUCCCCUCAGUUAUGUUGAAGAUGAUGCACAACUACCACUGCUGACACCUAACAUCUUACAGUUUGGACGCCCGAACAUCCUUCCAGAGCAAAGGAAUCAACACAUCGAGGAUGACGAUCUGCGGAAACGAGCAAGGUACAUCAAACGGUGCAAAGACGUGCUGUGGAAGAGAUGGUCGUCCGAGUACCUCAAAAGUCUCCGAGAAAGACACAACAUGAAAAACGGCGAGAAGGUGAUACGGUUGAACAUAGGAGAUGUCGUCAUUGUGAAAAGCGAAGAGAAAAAUAGAGGGAAAUGGAGAUUGGGUAUCGUGCAAAGCCUCAUCACGGGUAAGGAUGGAAUCGUGCGAGGAGCGAGACUGCGAGUGGGACAAAGCAACAUCGAACGAGCAGUUCAACACUUGUACCCGAUGGAGCUUUCGUGUGACGCAGAGCUAAAACCGGCAACUUCAAAACUUAGAGCUGAUGUUCCAGAGUUCCGACCAAAACGAAACGCUGCAGCGAUAGCAGAGUGUCGCAUCAAAGACAUUGGUGAAAACGAAGAUGAUUAG
This is a messenger RNA of Dendronephthya gigantea, 759 nucleotides long. RefSeq lists its product as uncharacterized. The coding region runs from base 1 to 759 and encodes 252 amino acids. Gene Ontology annotation, molecular function: nucleic acid binding. Lineage: Eukaryota; Metazoa; Cnidaria; Anthozoa; Malacalcyonacea; Nephtheidae. The record is from RefSeq and is a predicted model, not a curated record. The transcript has a single exon.